UCUCAUAUUGGUCUCGUAAAAGGAAAUUUUCAGGGAUUUAACAUAUCUGAAGCUGCAAAGCUGCUCAUUAAAGCCCCAAAAUGUCCGGUGGUCCCGAAACACACGUGUUGCUCGGAAAGAGUGACAGUAUCCAUCAACAGGUCCUCGCAUCUUUCCCCCUGUGCGACUUGACGGAGGGAGACCUGACCCAGAACCCUCAGUUUUGUAAACUCCUGGUUUCACUGACACAACACGUGGACAAAACUGGGCUGAGUGUCCAACUAAAAACAGAGCUGGACAAGGCUGAGCAGAAGCUGCAGAGCCAGAGACGUCAAUGGCUUCGCUGCGAGAGCCUCAGCAGAGGACUCCAGGAGAUGAUCCAAGACCACUGUGUCAGGAAGCACCAUGGCACCGUCCCCCCUGAUCAGAACAUGUUCUAUGAAACGAUGGAGAAGUGUCUGCUGGUGGCUCAGUGCGUCAGACAGCUGGAUCCCAGUAACACGACCAACCAGGACCAGCCCUCGGUGUUGGGCCUGACACCCCAACACGUGAUGGAGCUCAUGCCGUCAGAGAAGAAUGUGCAAAGAAUGAAACAGGGUGUCCCGAGACAGCUGGAGACGCAUCUGAGGGAAAAGUGUCUGAGUCUCCUGUCGUACUAUCAGCCUGAAUGGGAGAAUGAGAGCGAGGGUCUCAAGACCAUCAAGUUUUCUCAUUUGUCAGCGCUGCUGGGCGAGGAAAAGAAGAAAGCAGAAAGUUUGAAGGAGAUCUGUCGGGAAAACGCCGUUCUCUUGCAAAGGCAGACCCAGCUCUACCUCCUGGAGCUGAUUAAGUGCAUUCAGCUUCUCCAGACGUUUAUCUUGGACCACCGGCUGAAGAUCCAGACGGACUUGGAGGGGAAGAAAUUAGAUUACUUUGAAGGCAAAUGUGAACUAGUCUUACAGAAGAUUAAGACUGAGAUGGUGGAAGUUCAACUGGACACGUACACGUCUGAUGCAAUACGUGUUCACCGAAAAAUAAGGGACACGCUGGAGGCUGAACUGAAGGCCUCGAAAGAAGAGAAACAAGCUGUUGAGCUCAAAUUGUCAUCUUUUGAGCUCUUGGGCAAAGAGUUUGAAGCCCUGGCUGAUAUGUACUGCCGACUGCGGCAGGAGAUAGAAACCAAAAACUGGGCUCUGAAGGAACUAACCCAGUACAACGAGAAGUAAAGAUCCCGUCUGAUGCUGAGCAACCAGCCAGCAUCCCCCUUUUGAUAAUAGAUAAAGUAACGAGUAGCUGAAGAAAAUGACUGGUGGGCGUGACACGUGUUUUACAAUUCAUCACUAAAAUACACAGUACUGACUGGGUUUAUUGGAGACUUGCAGUGGAGCUCCCUACUUAAGAUUGUUUAAUAAAUGUUUUCUUAAAGGAUGUUGACUUCUUGACCCUCACUAUCUGCAUUACUGCUAUCGGUGUGUCUGCUCAAAUACAAUUGUUCCACUUAGCCACUAAUAUAUUAGAUAUUGCUAUAUCGUCAUCCUUGGCUCAGUCACUGUCUUUAUACAAACAAUGCAAAGUAGCUGCUGUUUCUUGGGGUCUGAAUUAAAAGGGAUCCGUCUGAGGUGAUCUAACUUUAAUAUAGAAGUGUGUGUUUUUAAAAUUGGAUUCCUUCAAUGAACGUACAGCAAAUUAAACAUUAAAAGUCAAACGUACCUUCUGUCUUUCGAUCGCUCUCCAGUUACUAAAGUUAGGGCUGCCUGGGAAGAUGAACUGGAUCUAAACUUGGAUGACUGGUGGGACACUGCUCUUAAAAACAUUUUACACAAGUUCAUCCUGCGCUCGUCUUACACUUAUACAGUUUAAAGUACUGUUUAGAGUCUACUUUUCUAAAGCCCAACUCUCACAAAUCUAUCCCAUUAUCACUGACAAAUGUGACAAAUGUCAUGCCUCAUCCUGCAAUUUAACCCAUAUGUUCUACUCUUGCCCACUACUUUCUCGCUUUUGGUUGAAUUAUUUUGACACCAUGUCAAAAAUACUUUCAGUGAAUAUAAAAGUCUCCCCCCAUGUUGCCAUAUUCGGGCUCCCAGAGGACCAUAGCCGGUUUACUUCAACUCAACUACACAUUUUAGCUUUCACUUCCUUACUGGCAAGACCUUCUUCUACAUUGGAAAUCGACUAAGGCUCCUCUAGUUCUCAGUGGCUCAACGAUACCAUGUCUUUUCUGAAACUGGAAAAGAUCAGAUAUUCAG
This is a messenger RNA of Cololabis saira (Pacific saury), 2204 nucleotides long. RefSeq names its product HAUS augmin-like complex, subunit 4 (gene haus4). Gene Ontology annotation, molecular function: microtubule minus-end binding. Gene Ontology annotation, cellular component: HAUS complex. The coding region runs from base 81 to 1184 and encodes 367 amino acids. The record is from RefSeq and is a predicted model, not a curated record. Gene Ontology annotation, biological process: centrosome cycle; spindle assembly. Lineage: Eukaryota; Metazoa; Chordata; Actinopteri; Beloniformes; Belonidae. The transcript has 9 exons.